Messenger RNA from Bufo bufo (common toad), 822 nucleotides. Its product is annotated as arylacetamide deacetylase-like 4. Gene Ontology annotation, molecular function: hydrolase activity. The record is from RefSeq and is a predicted model, not a curated record. Lineage: Eukaryota; Metazoa; Chordata; Amphibia; Anura; Bufonidae.
GGUGGUGUAUUUGGAGUUUUAGACAGAUAUGACAUUUUCUGUCAAUACCUAAGAAAGAAUUCUGUAUCCGUGGUCAUCUCUGUUGGGUACCGACUGGCACUCUGCUCUGCUUUUGAUGACUGUGUCAUGGCUACAGUUCACUUUAAGACGGCACAAGAAUAUGGAGUGGAUCCUUCCUUUGUAAUAAUAUGUGGUGACAGUUCUGGGGACAGUCUCACAGCUGGGGUUUGGCAAGCCCUUGUGGGUAGAUCAGAUAUUCCAAAACUUCUUCUUGCCCAAGUGAUGAUAUAUCCAGUGGUCCAGAUGGCUGACUUUAAUGUACCCUCACACCAGCAAAAUAAGAUGGUGCCUUUGUUGCCUCAAGAAUAUGCAGUAUACUACUUAAUGAUAUACAUUGGUGAUCUCUCAUUAUCAAAAGAAAUUAUAAAGGUCAGCCAUGUUCCUCCUGAAAUAAGACAGAAGUUAAGCAAAUGGUUGAGUUCUGAGGAGUUUAAAGUCAAAGGUUACAGACCACAUAACAUGGCGCCAUUUAAUAAAGACAUUUCUGAGAAAGUUAAGAAAGCUCUUGACCUUCCAUGUUCUCCAAUGUUCUCUGAUGAUGCAGACCAGCAACUACCAAAGGCCUACAUACUAAUGCGAGUUGAUGUUCUCCAUGAUGAUGGGAUAAUGUACAAGAAACGUCUGGAGGACAAUGGAGUCCUGGUGAUUUGGUAUCAUGUUAAAGAUGGCUUCCAUGGAGUUGUCAGCUUCCUUGACCAGCCUGAGGUGGUGUCUGGAAAGCUGGCUGUGGAUAAUGUUAUUAAUUAUAUUAGAAAUCUUUAA